GGUGUUGAACUUUAACCUCCACACUGACUCUGACAUGGACGGAUACUUGGCUGGUCCACAGUUCAGUUGGUGUAAAUUCCGCACCACAUUUUUAGGAUGCACUAUUCUGUCAGCCUGAAUAUUGGAGGCUUACUGAACCGGUUAAAAUAGGAUGUCAACAAGUGACGCAGGAGAGUUGGAGGAGAUCUCAGUUGUAGGAGGGGAGACAGCUACGCCUCUGUACGGGACAGCACAAGCAACACGGACACAGACCGAAAGGCAGAAGAGUCAUCGUGAAACCCCGACCUUGCAGCACUCUCACCAAUCAGCCGUCAGACAGGAGGGAACACACAAAGCACUAAUAUUGAGACCAAGAAAGGAGGAGGCUGUUCACUUUGGUGACUCGAAGAUUCUGAUCCAGAAGCGUGUUGGACCAAGAUUCACCUCCAGCAUCUUUGUGAGGCUCUCCAGCAACCCGGGCCUUGACAAUCCAGACCUAAGACCCAAGAAGAAGCCAGACUUCUGUCUACACAGUUUGUCUGAACCACAGAGGGUUGAGACCAAGAACAGCAGCUCUCAGGUUAAUGGACGAACGUCACCACCAGACACCUUUACAGAUGUAGCCAGUGACUCUCCAUUACCAGAGAAAACACCAUUUCCAGCCGAGAAGGAAGAAGAGGUUAUCCCAGUUGUUUGCAAUGGAUUGGAGACUGUCAGGGACUUGAGUAUAACUCACAGUUUCUCAAAUAGUGACUCUGGACUACUUGAGCAUAAUGGCUUGUGCACACCCCCAUGUGCGUCACAACCAAGCAGGACUGGCUUUGGAUCAGUUGAGUUAGAGGAAGAUAUAAAGGACUAUACAAAGCUUGAGAACCACACUGAUUUUGAGGAACUGUCUGACCAUAAUGUAACCAUGUUGUCUUCCACUGUGGUAACAGUUCUUGCACCACAAUGGAGUGGCCGACUACGACGGACCAAAAGAUUUGAGGGGACCGGGAAUUUGGAAGCCCAUGGGGAUUUACAAGACGUGACAAACACUGAGGCAAACCGUGUACAUGAACGCUUUCAGGAGACUCAGAACCAACAUAGUGUGGAGAGGAUGUUCACAGAUGGAUCGCACGCCCAACUAAGGGUCCCAUUUCUGGGUACCAGGAGGAACACUGUGGGCUGGUCAACUAAGAGUGGUCCAGCAAGCUUUGACUAUGAAUCCAAGAGGAAAGUGGUUCAGUCUGUCUCUUUGGAUAUAAACUCUGGAAGGAUGAACAGGAGAACAGAUACAGGUGCUUUGAGCCCUGUAGCCACAACUGCAUCUCCUGUGUCGCCCCUCUCCCUUGAUCAAAAUGAACAAAAGAGGAAUCUACAAACUGGUCAUCAUGGAGAACUCUCAUCUUUAAGCUCAAAACCAACAACCAGCAGUCUUCUUCUGUCAUUAAGAAGAUUCAACUCCAAUAGCAGGAACUCUCAUCCAAACCCAACCCUCUCUGAGAUAAACCCUUCACCUCUGAGCAGUUUACCCAAUGAUCGAGAUGGAAAACAGUUCGCAACACACCUCUCUCAAACCUUUCACAAUAAUAACGAGCAAGAGAGGGUGAAGCCCCUCCACUCUACAUCGUCCAUUUCUUAUAGAACAACUGAAACUGGGCCUGUCUUUUCCCCAUCAUCCUCCAAUUACAGAGGAAGAGACACAUCCAAAACAUGCCUCUUUUCAUCUUCAACCAUAAACAAAGUCACUGAAGACACACCGUAUACCAAACAACAUCAAACAAUGAAUAAGACCUGGUCCAGUCUUUCAUGUUCCAAUCAGGCAUUUCUAAGUAGAGGACCAUCAGAAAGGCAACAGAGCUUGAGGGGUUCAGACAAAACUACAAAUGUAUUCUCAGAGGGCUCAGUCUCUUCGCCUAGACAUUCCUCAUAUGACUCCUCUGCCCACCUAAAAACUCAUUCCAUUCCUAGAAGGACCACUCUGACAUCCACUUCCUGGUGGAAACAAGUUACCCCGGAAGGCAGUUCCCCUCUAACCCUCAGUGAUACAACCAACAUCAAAAACAAGCCAAACACACUCUUAGUGCCACCCUGUAAUGAUAAUAGUGACUUUGCCUCUCCAAGUCCAACUGACAACAAAAGAUUUAGUGGUCACACAGCCAAUAACAGAGACAACAAUAACACAACAGAGUCAGUUUGCAAAGGUAACAUGAACCUUGUUAUGAAGACACAGGGAGAAACACACAGCCUCGGACAAAGAAAUACUGAGGAUUCACUUGACCAUGAUUCAGACAGGCUUAUCAAACAGCAGUAUGGCUCCAGUUUAAACAACAGAGAACCACAAAAGCCUCAUAGUUUGCCUGAUAUUUUGUCCAGUUCUAAAAUUAGCAGAGCUACAGUGCAAACAACACUGACUCGCUCCAAAGAUCUCAGCAAGUGUGAUGUAAGCAAUAGUUCAUUUACAGCAAAUGUAACUGAAUUACCACCCUCUUUGGAAAAUCUCAAGAGCUCAACUACACCCACUGAGAGCAGCAGCAAAUACAUAAAUAAUCAUUGUCCACCCAAAACCAACAACAACCCCGUCUCUCCUCACAAUAGGGACUCUCAAAAGUUUACCGAACAGUCUCUCUCUCUUGAGACCACCAACACUCUAAACAGUCAAGCUGUUACCACUAAAUUUGUCUAUGGUCUCCCCCUGACGCAAAAUACCAGAACCAGUCCCUCUUUCCAAUCCCAUCCAGUUUGUUCUCAGACCAACAUGCAAAAUGCCUCAUCAUACACUGCCUCUUCCUCACAAAUGCCCAAAUUCAAAACAGCCACCACCACAUCUCUUGGCUUUGAAAGAAACUAUCCCUCCAUCCCCAAGCCUUUCCACCCUAAAACCGUGUCUAGCCUCAUUCCCACAGUCAAUACUCUUUCUAAAACAAACUACAGCCUUGUAUCCACUAGCAGCCAUCCUGAACUGCCAACUGCCCCCAGCCCAUCCCUUCUUACUCCUCCUAUCACUUCUGCCAUUAUAUCUUCUCCCACCACUAUCACCACCUCCUCUCUCCUAACCCCCCCUGCCACCCCAAUCAUUACCAGCCCCAUCUAUUCAGAAACUUCCAGUCCUAAGGAAGGGAGGACACUCUUCAACAGCCUAGAAAGAGACCCAAAGAAACUGCGCUCCCAUGCAGAGGGAAAGAGAGUAAGACGGGUAACAUGGGAAGACUCAGUGGAUCUGCAGCAUUCUGAGCCUGUCUCAGUGGAGAAGCCAGAUCCAUCUGGAGUUCCAACAAGCUCUCUAUCCCCACAAAGCACUAGGACUCCAUCCAUCUUCUCCUUUCUAAGACCAAGCAGUCCAACCACAAAUACAUCUCAUCUUUGCAAUCCUACACCCAAGACCUCCAACAUAGAGGUGGGAAGGGGAGGGAAGUAUCGGUCCUUAUCAUCUGACUCUGAUCUAGCAUCCAGAGGGCGAGAGAGAACUAAGCAAAGACCUGGAGACACUAUGAUUUUUGACCAGGGAAGAAGAGAAUCAGCCGCCCCCAGGCAGGAGAGAACCCUAUCAGUGGAGUCUGGCACAGCCCAAUGUCAUUCCUCUGCACCUCUCUCCCUCCCUCCUGACUUUUCAAGUGGUUAUAUGCUUCGUUAUAGCUCCCCACCUUACUCCACUCUUGUGUCUACCAGGUCAACACAAGGAGAAACUAAAAAUAUAACACCCAGAUCACCCUUCUUCCAACUACCCUCUCAGUUAAAUUACACCCCACAUCUUUCCUUACGUACUGACCCAGUGGCAGACGUGACCAUACCUUUGUCCGAACUGACUCCGUCACCUAUCAACUCACCCCAGCCCUUGUCCUUGCCUUUUCAAAACAAAACUGCUUCACAAGAGAGUUCAGUGUGUGGUGUUUCACAAACAGAUCAAGUUAACAAUAAUCACUGCAAGAAUAUCAGCCAAGAUCGCCAGAAUGGCCAGAUAUUACUUGUCGACAACAGAAUUCAUAUUGGCUCAAAGUCUCUGCAGGGUGAUAAGGCACACAACUCUAACUCAACAUGUGUAACUGAGACACUGGUUUACAGCAUUAAAUCUAAAGUUGAUGCAGCUGCACAAAAGAACAGACGACCUGAAUCUUUGCAACAUACCACAAACACACAGGUUUCUGUGGAGACCAAGUUAAGUCAACAGUCACACACAGCUCAGAGUAAGGGAGCAGCAGGUGAACCACGUAGUCAUUCAAAUCAGAGCUCCAGUGGUAGCAGCUCGUCAGAGAGCCAGUCCCUGGAUAACGAACGCUGCAACAGGAAAAUGAAAGAGAGUGUAAUGGGUAAAGGCAGAUUUUUUUCAGUGGAGAGCAAUAAUGAACAAAGCCCAAAGAGAAGCCGUUUUGUACUGAAGAAAAGUGUCAGCACACCAAACUCCAGUUUAUCAAGGUCAGACUCAGAGAGGGCCACCAAGACUAAUAAAAAAGUGGACCAGGUCCUUAACAAACUGAGACAAACAUUCAGUACUAAACGGUCUGAUGAUGAUGUUUCAUUUCCAUGGAAAUGGAAGCGAGCUUCCCAAACACCCCCAGUCAGCGGAUUGAGGGACAUGAGCAACAGUAACAAAUCGCUAGAGGAGCAAGAGCAGGAGAGAGAGGUAGAGCUGCAGAACAAUGAAAAGGAAACAGAAGAGAAUAGAUGGGCACAAAACAGAUACAAUCUCAUACCAUCUUUGACUAUAGGAAAUACAAUGGCAGAAGAUAAGUUCUCCAUGUGGUCAGACAAAUCAACUCCAGAAACUGACCAAGAAGAUCAAAAUGCUUGUGCAGAACACAUGUGUGAAAGUAAAACUCAUGCUCAUUUGACAAUCCAUAGUCCCACAACUCACCAGUUCGACUUAAAUACGGACGACAGGACAGAUUAUAAACAACAAACAACAAACCAGUUCCUCUCUUGUAGAGAUCCCAGUCCUGGUAGGAGCCCUAACCCCUCUGGUGGUCAUCCUGCUCAGUUCAAGAAGUCCACAUCCAGCCCCAGGAGCCCCUUCUCCCCCUUUGCCUCUCUUUCCCCUCUCUCCCCGUUUUCCUCACCUGAUGUAACAGACGACAGUGUCUUCUACAGCCCAAAGCUACAGCGUCGCAGAGAAGCUUCCUCACCAUGUGAGCCAGGAGAGGGAAUCAGCCUGGUGGGUUCAAGAAGAAGGCGAGUAUCCACAGGCCCUCCAAGUGCAGGUCCAGGACCGGACGAUGAGCGCUUGUCAUCCUCCUAUGCAGACUUAAAGUAUGGUAUUGUGCCUGGGAGGUCAUUUUCUGUGAGUUCGGUUCUCUCCAGUCGACCCUCAGGGCCUGGACGCAUCUCCACUGGAUCCAGGUUCAUGAGUGUGGGUGACCUCUCUGAAUCUGCCUUGGAUUGUCGAGGAACUGGCCAGGACUUGGAUCAUGGUUUUUUAACUUCUGAUUGGACAAGAGAAUAUGAUUGUGGACCCACCAGUGACUGUCGAAUGUCAUAUUUCUCCAGUGACCCUGGUAAAAUAAGAUCGAGAUCUCUUCCUCGAUCACUGACCAGGCGCUUGGCAAAUUGGAGCUCAGAGUCCUCCGCCUCUUUACCUGUAACUGCCACAACUUCAAAGCCAGCCCGCCUCUGGAGCCCUAACAUGAACACUUGUCACUUUGCAUGGGAUACAGAGGGUCCCCCGACCCCGCCUCCAACACCUCCCCUGUCACCAGUGUCCAGACGCAUAUCCACACCUAGCCUGUCCUCCCCUACCUUACCCCUACCCAGCUCAUCAGGAGCGCCACAGGACAGCCAGCCCUCCAGAGGUCAUUUGCCCUCCAGGGGUUAUGUCUCCAGCCUUAGCACCUUUGAGGAGUCUUCAGACAGCGGCUCAGACACAACGACAGAUGAUGAAUAUUACUUAGAAACGGGCGAAGACGAAGAAAAGGAGACAGAAUUGUGAAAGCAGAAAAACAAUUGACUCUUAAGUUUCUCUGAUCCUGGAACUUUAUUAUCUAGACAAAGGAGAGGGACAUGGGAGAGACAUAUCCACAAGAAGAAAGAUGGGCUAAAGUGAUCCAGUGUGUAAAGUGACCUCCUCUUCUUGUCUCCAGUUUUUUGUUUACUCUUGUUGUCACCAAAGGAGACCUGAGGUCAAUAGGGACAGUUGAUUACCUGCAUGAUAACUUUUUUAAUGUGGUGGUUACUGUCAUGUCAAAAAGACAUUAAUUGAGCAAGCAUGAUAUUACAAUGUAUGUAUGCGAAGUAUGUACGGUAAAGUGUAUGUCACUGCAGAUCAGCAAUUUAGGGAUAAAUAAUGGAUGUUCACAUACUUUGGACAGUUGCAUGUCAUCAGUGAGAGAUUCACAUCUGUGUAGUUGUUUUAAUGAUCAAACUACUUUGUAAAGUCAGGUAUUUGACAUUUUGGCUUAUCUUAAGGUUUUUUCAUUUCAUUCUGCUGCUUAACAAUAAGUGCUGAGGUAAUUUGAGAAUUUGUGUUCUUCUGUAUUUGAAGAUUGAAAUUCAUUGUGGUAAAUGUUGUAAGCAUAAAGCUGACAGUUUAUUUUCAUAGCCACUUUUUUUAAUGGGCAGUGUUGUCUUAAAAAGUUUUGGUGGAUGAAAUAUUAUGUUUUAAUUAACAUUUGUUAUCAAACAUUAUAAAGUGCUCUAUACAGUGCCUGAUCUUAUUUGCUACACUAAAUAUUUGCACAGUGACAAUUUAAAUUCUUAAUAUAUCUAUUUUAUAAAUAAACCUAA
This is a messenger RNA of Thunnus maccoyii (southern bluefin tuna), 6675 nucleotides long. RefSeq names its product mucin-3A. Lineage: Eukaryota; Metazoa; Chordata; Actinopteri; Scombriformes; Scombridae. The record is from RefSeq and is a predicted model, not a curated record. Bases 152 to 5881 code for a protein of 1909 amino acids. The transcript is spliced from 5 exons.